AUGUCAGAAUUUGAAAGUCAUGUUACCGUACAAAAACGAGCGGGUUAUUCCCCUCCAUGGGUUGAUGUAAGCAUCAUCGCUAUAGCCGGAAGCUCAGGAUCCGGAAAAUCUACGCUUUCUCAAGCCAUCGUGCAAAAGUUAAAUUUGCCUUGGGUCGUCAUUUUAUCCAUGGACUCCUUCUAUAAAACCUUGACACCCGAGCAGUCGAAGCUGGCUUUCGCUAAUGAGUACGACUUCGAUUCUCCGGAGGCCAUUGAUUUUGAUGUUUUGAUUGACCGCGUGCGGGAUUUGAAAGCUGGAAAAAGGGCCGAAAUACCAACCUAUUCGUUCCAAGAGCAUCAGCGAUUGGAAAAAACCGAGACAAUUUAUUCCCCACAUGUUUUAAUUUUGGAAGGCAUUUUCGCGUUACAUGAUCCUCGGGUAACAGAUUUAAUUGAUAUAGGGAUUUAUUGUGAGGCAGAUGCUGAUACGUGUUUGUCGAGGCGAAUGAUUCGUGAUGUGCAGGAAAGGGGAAGAGAUAUUGAAGGCUGUAAUAAGCAAUGGUUCUCGUUUGUGAAGCCAAACUUCGAAAAGUACGUUAAGCCUCAACGGAAGGUAGCAGAUCUAAUCGUUCCAACCGAUAUCAAAACUCGAGUGGCACUUGAUAUAAUGGCUCUUUUUAUCGAAAACAAACUUAUUGAGAAAUCAACUCAUCAUCGUGAAGCCCUGUCCAGGCUUGAAGCAACCUGCAGAGGACAACCUCUGUCAAAACGUGUUAUUAGGCUGGACGACACUCCACAAUUGAAAUCAAUGAAUACUAUCCUCCAGGAUAUUAACACAUCCGCUGAGGAUUUUAUCUUCUAUUUCGAUCGCUUAGCUGCGCUUAUUAUUGAGCAGGCUCUUAAUAACGUUCAGUUCAUACCCGUGAUAAUUGGGACACCACAGGGACACGAGUACCGAGGACUCAAGCCUAAAGGUGAAGUGAGCGCAGUCAUUGUGCAACGUGGUGGAUCUGCCUUUAAGACAGCGCUGCGAAAAACUAUCCCUGACUGUCGGACUGGGCAGCUCCUCAUUCAAUCCGACUUUUCCACGGGUGAGCCAGAGCUGCACUAUUUAGACCUACCCAAAGAUAUCGAUACGCAUGAAAGCGUUUUACUACUAGAUACUCAAAUGGCAAGCGGUGGUGCGGCCCUUAUGGCGGUUCAGGUACUACUUGAUCAUGGGGUGUGCUUGGACCGCAUUGUCCUGGCAACUUACUCGGCAGGAAGAAAUGGACUUCAUAGACUGACAACGGUUUUCCCCGAAAUCACCGUUGUAGUGUGCAACAUACUCGAAGAUCAGGAAUCCCGUUGGGUCGAAAAGAGGUAUUUCCUAUGUUGA
This is a messenger RNA of Ustilaginoidea virens, 1359 nucleotides long. RefSeq lists its product as uncharacterized. The record is from RefSeq and is a predicted model, not a curated record. Gene Ontology annotation, molecular function: kinase activity; ATP binding. Gene Ontology annotation, cellular component: cytoplasm. Bases 1 to 1359 code for a protein of 452 amino acids. Lineage: Eukaryota; Fungi; Ascomycota; Sordariomycetes; Hypocreales; Clavicipitaceae. The transcript has 9 exons.